AUGGCAUCUCUAUCACCCGCCUCGAAGAAGGCUCUAGCGAAUCUCCGAGCAUUUCGACCACCUCCCACGAAUUACUACAAAUGUCCUCUUGCCAGAAGGGCAGCAGUCCUCAUACUGCUCUUCGCAGACCGCCGCGGUGAUCUGCGAGUAGUGUUGACGAUACGGUCGACAGGCCUCAGAAAUUACUCUGGUCAAGCAGCUCUUCCUGGUGGCAAAGCAGACAGUCUACAAGAGACACCCUUCUACACCGCGCGACGAGAGGCAUUCGAGGAGAUCGGGCUCGCCAUGUCAGACCACAAGCUCCCAAUUGGAUAUGAAGUGGAGCACCUGGCAGAGUUACCAACCAAUCUGGCAAUGACAGAACUAGGAGUGCGACCAUGCGUGGCGUUUCUGAAGACGCCGCCUCCAUCACCACGAAACCAGAACCCAGAUGCCGCUCGAGAUCUCUUGCCAAAGCUAGAUGCCAAAGAAGUUGCCGCUGUCUUUACAGCACCAUUCUCCAACUUCCUCAGGGAGCGAGAUUUGGACGAAGAAGCAAGGAAAACAGUGCCGGGAGAGUGGUACAAGGGCUCCUGGCACAGCUGGCACGAGACCGCCUGGCGCAUGCAUCAGUUCUUCGUACCUGUCAACCCAUCUUCCGUCUUCUUAGCAGACCACAAGCCUCGCCAACCCAGAGUAGCUGAAGAGCAAUUAUCUGAAACGACUGGCGCCGAGAUGCUUCCCCCGAAACCACAAAGUAAAAGCCCAGCAAGCAAAUCAGCGCAGUCAUCCCUCCAACCACCCCUACCCAGAUCCUUCUACAAAAAUGCAGACGAUCCACUACAACAACCACGCUACCGUGUCUUCGGCAUGACCGCCCGUAUCCUAGUCGACUGCGCACGAGUGGCGUACGGCGAGGAGCCGGAGUUUGAGCACAACAGCCACUUUGGCGAUGAAGAUAUGAUUGAACGACUGAUCAGCAUUGGGAGAUUAAGCUCGAUUCGGAAGGAAGGCGAGAUCUUGACGAGGGAUGUUAUGGUGCAGGCUGGGAGGGCGAAAAUGUGA
Messenger RNA from Recurvomyces mirabilis, 1044 nucleotides. It is a transcript of the gene PCD1, whose product is annotated as 8-oxo-dGTP diphosphatase. Gene Ontology annotation, molecular function: coenzyme A diphosphatase activity. NCBI's taxonomy places the organism in Eukaryota, Fungi, Ascomycota, Dothideomycetes, Mycosphaerellales, Teratosphaeriaceae. The transcript has a single exon. Bases 1 to 1044 code for a protein of 347 amino acids. Gene Ontology annotation, biological process: coenzyme A catabolic process. The record is from RefSeq and is a predicted model, not a curated record.